AUGUCCACGCUCCCCUCCCCGUCUGCCUUACUGCCAUUUCAGUUUUCUUCCCUUCUUUCCACUACCUGGGCAAAGGGAAUUCGAAUAUGUAGCCUGGACCCAGGGGAGGUCGGGGAGAAAACAGGCCACUUAGGGGCGCGGGGUCAAUCCCCAGGCAGGUGGGACGCCCCUGGGGGUCCUGAGGCCUCUUCCCUCCUGCGGAAGGGAGCAACCCUCCUGGCAGGCCUGGACCUGCUCACACCUGACGUUUACCUGGACGGAGGGGGGAGGUGGGAGGGGCAGGAAGCGGUUGGUGCGGACGGGAAAGGCGCCUGCGUGGGAGCCCGGCCCCUUGAGACCCGCGCGGCGUGGAAAGCCGCUCGGCGUCGCCCUCCCCCGGAGCGCGCGAGCUCGCAGUCCCCGAGACCGGCCCACGGGCCCUGCGCCCGGCCCCCCUGUCACUCACACGCCUUCCAGCCAAUGGUGCGGCCGCCUGUCCCCCUCACCCCACCCCUCGAGGGCGAGCUGGGAGGGAGUCGCGGCCGCUGCCUGCCUGGUCCCCAGCAGUGCAGCCCCGGCGCGGAGCAGGGAGCCUCGGCCCACGGCCGGCGCCCUCGCCCACGACCUGCAGCCAUGGUGCUUGGGGUGCCCAGCGCUGUCCUGACCCUCUGCCUCUGGCUGGCGGCCUCCAGGGUCUGCCUGGCGGCCGGCCCCGGCGCGGCUGCUGCGCGACGGCUGGACGAGUCACUGUCUGCCGGGAGCGUCCAGCGCGCCCGCUGCGCCUCCAGGUGCCUGAGCCUGCAGAUCACUCGCAUCUCCGCCUUCUUCCAGCACUUCCAGAACAAUGGUUCCCUGGUUUGGUGCCAGAAUCACAAGCAAUGUUCUAAGUGUUCACAAGAGAGCCCUGGGGGAGACGAUGUACAUAAAAACAUCUGCUUCUGCAGACCUGUGAAAAUGUGCCCCAAAACCGUAAACAUUGAAUUCUUCAAAAAGAGAAACGGUGCUGGAGAAAGAAUGCAGAAGAGCCUGCUUGCAAAUCAAGUUCAUCAAGGGAGGGCGAAUUUGUUUAUGGAAGAGGCCCAACUGAAAAGCUUCCCGGAGAGGACGUGCUCCAUGUUUGAUGUCCGUCCCUUAGAGUAUGUGAUCGUAGCACAUGCACCCUGGCAGAAGGGCUAG
Mandrillus leucophaeus (drill) is the source of this 1155-nucleotide messenger RNA. RefSeq names its product Kallmann syndrome 1 sequence (gene ANOS1). The coding region runs from base 1 to 1155 and encodes 384 amino acids. Lineage: Eukaryota; Metazoa; Chordata; Mammalia; Primates; Cercopithecidae. The record is from RefSeq and is a predicted model, not a curated record. The transcript is spliced from 6 exons.